AGAGAGAGGUGAGUGCUGUAGCAACUUCCUGCUGUUGCAUGAGGCUUUGAGUUGCAGUUAUUUUCUCUCUGUCUGAAACUCUGACAGACUGUUGCACAGAGAGAAGCGGGAGCUGACUGAAGCUAAGCAGGAUGCAGGCUAUCAAAUGUGUUGUUGUGGGAGAUGGAGCUGUGGGGAAAACAUGUCUUCUCAUCAGCUACACAACCAACGCUUUCCCUGGAGAAUAUAUCCCUACUGUCUUUGAUAACUACUCAGCCAAUGUGAUGGUGGACAGUAAGCCAGUCAACCUGGGUCUCUGGGAUACAGCAGGACAGGAGGACUAUGACAGACUGAGACCACUGUCCUACCCACAGACGGACGUGUUCCUCAUCUGUUUCUCUCUGGUGAGCCCAGCCUCCUACGAGAACGUCAGAGCCAAGUGGUACCCAGAGGUGCGUCACCACUGCCCGUCAACCCCUAUCAUCCUAGUGGGUACUAAGCUGGAUCUGAGGGAUGAGAAGGAGACCAUCGAGAAGCUCAAAGAGAAGAAACUGGCCCCCAUCACCUACCCACAAGGCCUAGCGCUGGCCAAGGACGUUGACUCUGUGAAGUACUUGGAGUGUUCUGCUCUGACCCAGCGUGGCCUGAAGACAGUGUUUGACGAGGCUAUCAGGGCAGUACUCUGCCCACAGCCAACCAAGGUCGGGAAGAAGAAAUGUCUACUGCUCUAACAGAUGCAGCUCAGAGUGAAAACUAGAGAUGACAUUUACCUGAAGUCUGUCUACAUUAUUCUCUCCAUCUGUUGUUGUUUCUCUAGAUGCAGCUCAGAGUGAAAACGGACAGUGAACAAACCAGAGAGCCAGAUGUUAACUCAAAAAGGCCUUUUAGCUUUUCUGUGCUAGAAGAAAAAACAUUGACUUAUGAAAGCCUACGUGGUUAAAUAAAUAUAAAAUAUUAUAAUUAAGUAAUGUUAAAUCUAUUACAAUGGUUUCUGAUGUGUGCUUGUUUGGUACUGGUAUAUAGUGUAUGAUAUCUGUGUUUCUGUCAAAUGAAUAAAUUGUAUAAUAUUUGCAGAAUAUUCAUAAUCUGAACAAGACAAUACUGUAAUAUUUUCCCCUCUACUGUGAAGGUGAUAUUUGACCUUGAUGUAUGUGUGUCCCAAAUGGCACCCUAAUCCCUAAGUGCACCAUUAGACACUUGUAUUUUCA
Molecule: messenger RNA, 1187 nt
Organism: Oncorhynchus keta (chum salmon)
Lineage: Eukaryota; Metazoa; Chordata; Actinopteri; Salmoniformes; Salmonidae
Product: ras-related C3 botulinum toxin substrate 2-like
Exons: 7
Coding region: 132-710 (192 amino acids)
Biological process (GO): small GTPase-mediated signal transduction
Molecular function (GO): GTPase activity; GTP binding
Source: RefSeq, a predicted model, not a curated record